Penaeus chinensis is the source of this 2965-nucleotide messenger RNA. RefSeq lists its product as uncharacterized. The coding region runs from base 1577 to 2293 and encodes 238 amino acids. NCBI's taxonomy places the organism in Eukaryota, Metazoa, Arthropoda, Malacostraca, Decapoda, Penaeidae. The record is from RefSeq and is a predicted model, not a curated record. The transcript is spliced from 6 exons.
CCCCUUACCCACCAAGUAGAGUGCUAGUCGGACCGGCCAAAGCAAUGUAUUAGGCUAAGCAGGAACGCUACAUAGACACUUGCACAUCCUCGAGUCAAGCAGGCGAGAAAGAAAAAAAUAAGAGUUUACUUUUUUCGGCUCACAGAAUGAAAUAAGUGAGGUCAGGAGACAGGGUGGGUUAAAAAAAAUAGUGAUUUGUUAGUAACGUAGAUUGACAACCGAUAAAAACGAGUGAGAAGAGGUCAGAGCUGUCUUCAACGCCGUGACCUUUGCUGGAAAUGGCGACGCAAGAGGAAAAAACAGUUCUUUGAAAUUUGAUCUCCAGCGUCUUCCUCGUCAACCGCCUGACGUCACUCGCAGAAAUUCAUCCGUCUCUUUUAUUCCCAAUCCAUGCCACAAUCACCCUUCCGCGAGGAGGCCAUAGAGCUUGAAAACCACAACCGUCAUUCUUCUUGUAUAAUAAACACCAAUACAUGAUAGCCACAUAUUGAUAACACAUCCUGUUCAUAACAUCUGAUCAAUACUCGGCGAACGGGAACGGAACGGCACGGAACGGAAAUCAACACCUUAAUCGACUCUGAAUAUCCUCCCAUACAUAUUCAUCUGUUUCUCAUAUUCAUCUGUUUUUUUUUAAUUCGUCUGUUUCUGAUUCCUCGUCCUUCCUUGUGAAUUACUUUUUCGAUUGCACUUAAUUUUCUUUUCUUGUUUAUUUCUUCGACUUUUUUUUUUUUCGCUUAAAGUCACGCUUUAUCUACUCUUUGGUCUUUGCUUUCUCCUCUUUGCUGCUUACUCUUUUCUUCUAUUUUUUUGCUCGCUCCUUAUCGGUCCUAUUACUCUCCUCUCCAUCUCCUCAUCCCUCCUUCGAUCCCCUUCACACACCACAUAUCCUGUGAAAAGGAGAUCUGAAGUAUCUCCUUGAGGAUACUCCGAUACUCCACUAGCCUCCUCCUCCUCCUCCUCCUCCUCCUCCUCCUCCCCGUCCCUUAUCAAAGGCGCGAUUCUGAUAUUAGAUUCAUUUACCUAUUUUGUCCCUUGAAAAAAUGACCCUUGCUUAUUAACUAUUUUGAGACCCGUGCAUCGAUUGCGAACCCGCGAACCCAAUCAUCGCCCCCCCCCCCCUCCCCGCCACCAAAGGCACUUUUAUAAUCAUUGCUUUGUAGGUACUUUUCCUCCUCCCCAGCACCCUCCUCCCCCCUCUUCCCCUUGCAGGACAGUUAGCUUCCUCUGCUCAGUCCGGACGGCCGCAUCUUCUCUCCUUCACUGCUGCUGCACUGUCCACUAAGUGUUUUUUUUUUUUCGCUCUCUCUUCGAUUUCCUUAAUUGUCUCCCUCUCUCGCUCUUUUAAGCCCAUUUUCUUCUUUAGUAACGGUUCCUCUAUUGCCCUUUUAAGCUCUCCUUACAUCCCCCUCCUUUCCUUUCAACCAUCCCUCCAUCCCUUCUCCCUCACAACCACCAUCACCAACCUACCGUCCCCAUUGCCCCCCCUUUCACCCCCACCGCCAGCUCCGCCACCAUCGCCGUCAACACCACUACCACCACCACCACCGCCACCACCGCUGUCGCCACCGCCGCCGCCAUGUCUCGCUUGGCCCGAAUCCGCCUCACCUCCACCGACAGCGACUCCACCUCCCUCAGUGGCUACCGGAACUCCACCACGUCUCAGGACCUGGUGGACUCUGACGUCAUCAUGUCUCCACUUAGUCCACGGAGUCCGAAGAGCCCCUUCAGCCCGCGAAGCCCCAAGAGUCCCUUCAGCCCCAAGAGUCCCGGCAGCCCCAUUAGCCCUCGAUCUCCUCGGGGCUCCAGACCCUGCUCGCCGUCGCCGCUGGCCAGCCCGGUGCGUGGUGGGAACCUGGCUUAUCUGGCGUCACGAAGGUCGUCCAGAGAUAGCGAAACUGGGGAACUUCCGCCCUUAAGCUACGCCAGGUACAAGCAGCGACGUCGGUCCAACUUCUUAGAACUACCAACCCCGGACCACUUCCGCCCCCGCGUGUGCUCGCUGCCGGAGAAGCCGUACAACCCGAGGGACGCCGAGGAGCUCUAUCGCCUGAGGUCCUUCGCCAUCACCUCCAAGGGCGUCGUCAACCGAGGCGACUCCAUCAUCUCGAAGAGGUCGCGCUCCAACACCUCCGUCUGCUCCACGAACUCGAGGUUGUCUGCGAGCAAUUUGAGCGUUCACACCCUCUGCAGCAGUGCCUCCAAGGUACUUCUGCGCCCUGGUGUCUCCUUCCAGGUCUGUUUCCAGCUUGCAUGUGGACGAGGAUGCAUCCUGCAACAGCUUAACGAGUCUUGAAAAAAGGUAAAGCCUGCGCAUCUCUUCGUCAGUAGCACCUUUUGCACUCCUUUCUUGUGUAGUUAAUGACCAACGCCGUCGGUACAGCAGGUAGUACAGUAUUCCCGUGUGUGUCUGCUAAACUGCAAGGAGAAUAAACAUGUCUUUAAAUCAAGGAAGCUGUUAUAGAGUACUAAAAUAAGGAUUCAAAGGGACGUCUUCGUGGCAGUGUUUCAGUUUAUGCCCUCCCACAUUACCCAUUGCAACCUGGCAGCUUUGUUACGACGUUUCCCGGAGCGUGAAGAUAUUUACUCGUUAAAGAUAUUUUAUUUACUUGUUUACUUUUUUUUUUCCUUUUUUUUUCUUUUCUUUUUGCCUUAAUGAAUGUGGAAAAAAGAUUCGGGUCAAAUUUAGUCGCCUGCUUAUUUUUUUUAACAUUAUCUUCUUACCAUGUUUAUUAGAAGCAAGAAAGCGUCAGAUCUGAAAAUGCCUAUUCAUCCACCCUCCCCGUUCCCCUUUCCCCGCGUGGCCGCAAUUCCUCAUUUCCUCCAAACAGCCUCUUAACUGCUCGCCCUUCGCCCUCACCAGACCCUCAAGUCGCAGCGGAAGGAGCGGGGAGAGGUCGCCCUUCGAAGGGUCAUGCUGCGGGUCAUCCUACGUCUCCUCAGAGUCCUCCUUGGAGAUCACCAAGUA